Molecule: messenger RNA, 1775 nt
Organism: Soboliphyme baturini
Lineage: Eukaryota; Metazoa; Nematoda; Enoplea; Dioctophymatida; Soboliphymatidae
Source: the annotation of a GenBank genome assembly
AUGCUGGUUUCCUUCGGGAACACAUACUGCCGCGUGAUCGUCGGUAGAUUCGCCAACCUGCAUACCCUGAAUUGGUUUCCGGUGGAUGCAGAUGUGGCAACCUGCCUUAUGAAAGGACAGAACGAAUUUGAAUGUCAAAAUUUCAUCCGUGCCUAUGGCCAAAACGCCAAUGGUAGCUUCCUGCUCUGUGGAACGAACGCUUUCCAACCCAAAUGUCGGGUUUACGAACUUCAGCGGGACGAAUACAUUGUACAUAAUGAAUUUCUGGGCAGCGGCAUCGUUCCGUACGAUCCGUCGUUCAACGCUACUUUUCUGUACAUGACGAACGGCGAAGAGAUGUACACAGGCACGACGGCGGACUUCGCCGGCACCGAUGCGUUGAUAUACAAGCAGACGACGAGUGAGGCGGACAAAUUGGGCUUAAGAACGAAACGGAACGAUAUCAAGUGCCUCAGUGGUGAGCGCAGUACUGAGUCAGCCUCUUCUGGUGACUACAUCACUCUUUCAGAACCUAACUUCGUAGCGUCGUUUGCCGACAAAGACCACGUAUACUUUUGGUUCAGCGAAGGAGCGGUCGAGUACAUGAGCUGCGGGAAAGCAGUGAUCUCCCGAGUGGCCAGGGUGUGCAAGAACGACCGCGGCGGUGCCAGCCACGGUUCCGCCUAUUCUUGGACCUCGUUCCUCAAGGCGCGUCUCAACUGCUCCAUUCCCGGCGAAUUCCCGUACUACUUCGAUAAAAUCGUGGCCACAUCGAAGUCACCGUACAGCGAAAGCCGCGACGACGAACUGGUGUACGCGCUGUUCAACAGUCCAUACAACCGUAUUCCCGGAUCAGCCGUUUGCGCUUUUCAGAUGAGCAAGAUUCGUGACAUCUUUGCGAACAGCGGUUUCAAAGCCCAGGAUUCGCCGUACUCAAGUUGGCAGACGCUCAUGGAUUCAGAAAUACCAAAGCCGCGACCAGGCUCCUGCGUCGAAGAUUCUCAUGCAUUGCAUGAUGACGUAGUGAAUUUUAUUACAAAAAAUCCGUUGAUGAACGACGUGGUACCGAACGCAUUUGACACGCCUCUUCUUGUAAAAAUGGGCUCUCGGAGCGUCUUCACCCAAGUGGUCGUCGAUUCUCAAGUGCAGUCGCUCGACGGACAAGCUUUCGACGUUGUUUUCAUUGGAACAGAGAGUGGGGAAGUCUUAAAGCUGGUAAACGUCGGCCAAGGAAUGAUGGCUGACCCAAUAGUUAUUGAAAAAGUGCAGGUCUUUGCUGACCACUCGCCCAUCACCCGGCUUUUCGUAUAUCGGCCUCCACAGAAAACCUUGGCUGCUGGCGAUCCACCUGAACGUUCUGAACCAAAGCUAGUCGUCAUGAGUUCGAACGAGGUCAGAGUGCUGCCGUUGUACUAUUGUGAUUUGGCCAGAAGCUGUACGGAGUGCAUCGCGGCCAGGGAUCCGUACUGCGUGUGGGAUUUGACAAUGAAACAGUGCGUUGGUCAGUAUUCGGGCUCAGAAAGGAAGAACGAACUUUUGCAGCAUAUUCGCAAAGAUUUUUACGGCAGGAGGUGCCCACCGGAACCAGAAAAUCAAGAAGCGGUAAACGAAAAUAGCGGCGAUACAAAAUCAUACAAUUUGGAUCAGUCAGGCCGUUUCAAAGACUUCGUCUAUGAAGACCGGAAGUGCAACUGCGCUGAUUUAGGAUACGUCAAUUCUGAUAGUUACUCUCAAGGUAAGAACGGUUCUGAAUACUGUUUUUCGUUAAGCACGUUUUUUAUAAAUAUUUUCUGACG